This is a messenger RNA of Marmota monax (woodchuck), 4129 nucleotides long. It is a transcript of the gene Pou6f1, whose product is annotated as POU class 6 homeobox 1. The record is from RefSeq and is a predicted model, not a curated record. Bases 2214 to 4034 code for a protein of 606 amino acids. Gene Ontology annotation, biological process: regulation of transcription by RNA polymerase II. The transcript has 12 exons. Gene Ontology annotation, molecular function: DNA-binding transcription factor activity, RNA polymerase II-specific; RNA polymerase II cis-regulatory region sequence-specific DNA binding. Lineage: Eukaryota; Metazoa; Chordata; Mammalia; Rodentia; Sciuridae.
GAGUGAAGGAAAAAAAAAUAGGCUGGGUGGAGGAUCUUGUUAAAGAGUUUUAUUUAGGAUGAGAAGUAAAAGGAAGCUACUAGCACAUCUCCUCACCUAUCCAUGGAAAUACUUACACUGGUCUUUUUGUUUGUUUUGUUUUUACAGUGCUGGGAAUUGAACUCAAGGCCUCACAAGUGAUAAGCAAGCACUAUACCACUGAGCUACAUCCCUACCCUAACUAUUUAUCUAUACAUUUAUUUAUAGACAGAGUCUUACUAAAUUGCCGGAACUGGCCUCUCAAACUUGCAAUCUUCCUGCCUCAGUCUACUGAAUUGCUGGGAUUACAGGAUCUUGCUGUGUGGCCCAAGCUGUCCUGGAAUUCCUAAGACUCAAGCAAUCCUCCUGCCUCAGACUUCCUAGUAGCUGGCACUAAAGUGAGGUCUCAGGGCUCUAUCUUCCUUUUAUAAGAAAUGAAGUUAAAUUACUUGCCCAGACUGUUGGCGAAAGAGCUGGGAUUAAGACCCAAGUAUUCUGACUGCUAACCCAUGGGCAAGCUGAUACAAUGGGAGCUCUGCUGGCCAGGCAAAUGAUAAUGCCAGGUCCCAAAAGGCAAGAUUCUGUGAGCAACGCCUCCAGGUGUGAGCAAGUUCCAAGUAACCUCUUGAAAAAGUGUGCACCCUGGUCUGCCGCCACUUGGUAGUGGGGACUUAAGGAACAAUCUCAAGAGGGAAGCAGUCUCCACUUCCUGUCACUUUACCUAUAAUUCAUCUACCUCAAGCUCAUCAGACACUACCAAAUGUGGAGCUGGAGCUGGAGCUGGAGCAAGAAGGUAAGAGGCCAGCAGAGUAGACUGACAGCUGGCUGCCUCUAUGAAAUCCACAUUCACUGAAUCUACAGAACCUCCCUCUGCCCCAAAGCUUCUCUCAUUCUUUUUCUUUUCCUUGGUUUUCCUCUUCCAUUUGCCCAGUAUUACUCCAACCUGCUUUCCCUUGACCCCUAAAUCUGUCAGUUCUUAGCCCAAACCUACUUUCAAAAGCCAAUAAGUAAAUCAAACCCUUCUCACUCCCACAGCCACCAGAGCAGAAGUUUUUUUUUUUUUUUCUAUUCCACUAAACUUUUGUCUUUCUUUUCACAUUUCCUUGUCUACUUGAACAAGAAGGCCCGGAAGUUAUCAUUAGACAACACAGCUUACUACCGCUCCUGGGGUAAAGGUAGGAGGGUGGAGGGACCUGGGUCCCCGCCCUGAUUUGGAGCUGGGGGCACAGCUGCUUUGGUGGUUCCACCAUGGCUUGGCUGUUUGAGUUCCCUCUCUCUUCUGGGGUUGGGGAAUAGACAUAAACUUGACUUUCCCCGUUAAGGGUGGCUGACUACCUUAGAAAGGAAAGGAAGCGGCUGAAAGUCACCGCCUUCACCACCCCAACCCUCAUUUGAAGGGAAGGUGGCAUAGGGUCCCCAGUCAGAACUUCCCUGCUCCUACUGUCACGUUCCAAAAUGAAACGACCUCAAGCUGCACUCGGAGGCGGCUGACUAACUAGUCCUACCGACCCCCUAUUCUUGUCCCAGGAGAGAACCUCUGGGAUCUCCUGACCUGGUUGGGGCGGAGGAUCCGCUCCCCACCACGGUGCCUUGAUCCCGGGUCCCCAGAUCCCCUCCUUUCUCUGACCGCCGCCCCCGGCGGUUGGCGCGGGCGGUGCAGCAUGCGGCAAAGCUCUUUGCAUAAAUUAUGCUCAUGACGCAGCAGCUAAAAAAAUCCAAGUAGCAGAAGGAGGGAAAAAAGGGGGGAGGGAAAAAAGGGGGGGCCGUUACAAAGGGGGAAAGAAGAAAAAUAUAUACCUGACCGCCCCCCCUCUUCCCCUUCCCGCUUCCCGGCCGUCCCCCUCCUCCCAGCGCAGCCCACAGAGCCCCCUUCGGCUCUGCCCAGCCCCGGCGUGGGGGCCCGGGGGCGGCGGCGGGUCCCGACCGGCUCCCGGGCCGAGCUGAGCCCAGCCAAGCCGCACUGGCUUCUUUGUCUGCGGGCGGCGGCCGCCCCGGCCCCGGCCCGGGUCCCCUGGCCCGGGCUGUGAGAUGAAUCUCUAAUCGGUGGCCGCCGGGCACCCGGGGCGAAGGCGGCUCGGGCUCCGAUGGUCUGGAAAUUAUAUUGCUGUAUCAUAUCAGCCUUUGCUUUUCCAAUCCCAUCUUACCCAGGAUGCACUAGGUGUGGGCCAGCCCCCACCCCACCCUGACAACUGACCAUGGAUCCUGGAGCCGGGUCCGAGUCCUCUCUGACUGUCAAUGAGCAGGUCAUCGUGAUGUCAAGCCACGAGACCAUCCGAGUGCUAGAAGUUGGAGUGGAUGCCCAGAUCCCUGCUGAAGAUGAGGGCAAAGGACUGGAGAGUGUGGCUGCUGACAGCUCUCAGAGUGGAGGCCCUGCUGAAGCCAGCAACCCAGGGCCAGACAACCCAGACCCCUCUGCAGAGGCUGUGAAGUCACUUCCCGGGAUCCUUCCGAACCCUGCCCCCGCUAUUGCCACCUUCAGCCAAGCCCCAAGCCAGCCUCAGGCAUCGCAGACCCUGACACCACUGGCUGUACAAGCUGCCCCCCAGGUCUUGACUCAGGAAAACUUAGCCACAGUUCUGACAGGAGUUAUGGUUCCAGCAGGGGCAGUUACUCAACCUCUUCUUAUCCCCAUCAGUAUUGCAGGUCAAGUGGCUGGGCAGCAGGGGCUGGCCGUGUGGACAAUUCCUACAGCAACUGUGGCUGCCCUCCCAGGACUGACUGCUGCUUCUCCCACGGGGGCACUAUUCAAGCCACCUUUAGCUGGUCUGCAAGCAGCUGCUGUGCUGAACACCGCUCUCCCGGCACCCGUACAAGCUGCCCCACCAGUCCAGGCCUCUUCACCGGCCCAGCCCCGGCCACCAGCCCAGCCCCAGACACUGUUCCAGACCCAGCCGCUGCUGCAGACCACGCCUGCCAUCCUACCACAGCCCACUGCUGCCACCGCUGCUGCCCCCACCCCCAAGCCAGUGGACACCACCCCACAGAUCACCGUGCAGCCUGCAGGCUUCGCGUUUAGUCCAGGAAUCAUCAGUGCUGCUUCCCUCGGGGGACAGACCCAGAUCCUGGGCUCCCUCACUACAACUCCGGUCAUUACCAACGCCAUUCCCAGCAUGCCAGGGAUCAGCAGUCAGAUCCUCACCAAUGCUCAGGGACAGGUUAUUGGAACACUUCCAUGGGUGGUGAACUCAGCUAGUGUGGCAGCCCCAGCACCAGCCCAAAGCCUGCAAGUCCAGGCCGUGACCCCCCAACUGUUAUUGAAUGCUCAGGGCCAGGUGAUUGCGACCCUGGCCAGCAGCCCCCUGCCUCCGCCUGUGACUGUCCGGAAGCCAACCACGCCUGAGUCCCCUGCUAAGAGUGAGGUGCAGCCCAUCCAGCCCACACCAGCUGUGCCCCAGCCUGCUGUGGUCAUUGCCAGCCCAGCCCCAGCAGUCAAGCCAUCUGCCUCUGCUCCCAUCCCAAUCACCUGCUCAGAGACUCCCACGGUCAGCCAGUUGGUAUCCAAGCCACAUACUCCAAGUCUGGAUGAGGAUGGGAUCAACUUAGAAGAGAUCCGGGAGUUUGCCAAGAACUUUAAGAUCCGUCGGCUCUCCCUGGGCCUUACACAGACCCAGGUGGGCCAGGCUCUGACUGCAACAGAAGGUCCAGCCUAUAGCCAGUCAGCCAUCUGCCGGUUUGAGAAGCUGGACAUCACGCCCAAGAGUGCCCAGAAGCUGAAACCAGUGCUAGAGAAGUGGCUAAAUGAGGCUGAACUCCGGAACCAGGAAGGCCAGCAGAACCUGAUGGAGUUUGUGGGAGGUGAGCCCUCCAAGAAACGCAAACGCCGCACCUCCUUCACCCCCCAGGCCAUAGAGGCCCUCAACGCCUACUUUGAGAAGAACCCGUUACCCACAGGUCAGGAGAUCACCGAGAUUGCUAAAGAGCUCAACUAUGACCGGGAGGUAGUGCGAGUCUGGUUCUGCAAUCGGCGCCAGACACUCAAGAACACCAGCAAGCUGAAUGUCUUUCAGAUCCCCUAGGGCUUGGCCCCCAGCCCUGUGUUCCAGCACUUUGUACUCUUCCCUUGACACCUGACUGUCUCCACUGCCAUGACAGAACCUGUCAUUUUGCCACA